Messenger RNA from Syzygium oleosum, 790 nucleotides. Its product is annotated as calcium-binding protein KRP1-like. The transcript has a single exon. Gene Ontology annotation, molecular function: calcium ion binding. Lineage: Eukaryota; Viridiplantae; Streptophyta; Magnoliopsida; Myrtales; Myrtaceae. The record is from RefSeq and is a predicted model, not a curated record. Bases 270 to 614 code for a protein of 114 amino acids.
CCGCGCGAGCUCCCCAAUGUGCAAAGAAAGGAAGGAACUUCCCCUUCACCUUCCAAGAAACCAGCUUCUCAAAACCGAAUAGACCGACCUGUACCUUAGUUGUCUUCCAUGGCCGCUCCCUUCUCGGAACUUCCAUUGACCCUCCUCCCUUCUAUAUCUACACCCCACUCCCACAAUGCCUCCUUCAACACCACCCAUCUUCCCCAACCUCCCAAAGCAUCGAUCUGUCCGCACAAAGCUCGAAUCUUUCUUCUCCUCCUCCUUGGUCAAUGGCGUCCCAGAGAGCCGAGUCGAGCUUCCACGACUUCUUGCCCACCAUGGCCCACAAGCUGGGCGGCGAGGGCCUGAUCGGGGAGCUGUGUAAUGGGUUCAACCUCUUGGUGGACGGCGACCGAGGGGUCAUCACGUUCGACAGCCUCAAGAGGAACUCCGCCCUCCUGGGGCUGCAGGACUUGAGCGACGACGACCUGCGCUGCAUGCUGAGGGAAGGCGACUUCGACGGCGACGGCGCGCUCAACCAGAUGGAGUUCUGCGUCUUGAUGUUCAGAUUAAGCCCCGAGCUGAUGGAGGAGUCGGAGUUCUUGUUGGAAGAGGCCCUCCGGAAGGAGUUCUGAGGAUCUUCUUGAUUUUCUUGAUUUUUCUUCUUUUUUGUUUUGUCUGACCCUUAUUGACACGCUAUGCGCUGCUCUUGUUGUAUUCCUAAUUGCUUACCGAUUCUUGAUCUGGCAUGGGAUUGUUCAGAGAAAAAAACAACAGAAUAAAUGGGAUUGCAGUAUGCUUGCUUUGAGCA